UUGGGUUGGAGAGUAGUAGGUGGUGGAACAACUCCAUGGUGGAACAGCUGUCAUCACAUCAGUGCGAAGAUCGCUGCAGCCCACUGAAGUUCUGUCGGUCGCGUGUGACUCAAGUCCGGACAAGUCUUUUCACGUUCGUCUUAUAAAGAUCUCAUCUACAAUGCAGAUCUUUGUGAAAACCCUCACUGGGAAAACUAUCACCUUAGAGGUUGAACCCUCAGACUCUAUUGAGAACGUCAAAGCCAAAAUUCAGGACAAGGAAGGAAUCCCCCCAGACCAGCAGCGUCUUAUUUUUGCUGGAAAGCAGCUUGAGGAUGGGCGCACACUGUCAGACUACAACAUUCAAAAAGAAUCAACUCUACAUUUGGUGCUUCGUCUUAGGGGUGGUUACUAAUCCUGAGGUUUUUUCAUUGCUCUAUGUUUUGUCAUUCCAUUUAUUUCAUUUUUUUUAUUUUCUGAUUCUUCUCUGCAUACCAUUGUGAAAAUCUACUAAUUAAAUUUCAUUCAAUGCAA
Molecule: messenger RNA, 513 nt
Organism: Frankliniella occidentalis (western flower thrips)
Lineage: Eukaryota; Metazoa; Arthropoda; Insecta; Thysanoptera; Thripidae
Exons: 3
Coding region: 161-394 (77 amino acids)
Biological process (GO): protein ubiquitination; modification-dependent protein catabolic process
Cellular component (GO): cytoplasm; nucleus
Molecular function (GO): ubiquitin protein ligase binding; protein tag activity
Source: RefSeq, a predicted model, not a curated record